This is a messenger RNA of Nematocida homosporus, 351 nucleotides long. Its product is annotated as ribonuclease P/MRP protein subunit POP5. The transcript has a single exon. Lineage: Eukaryota; Fungi; Microsporidia. The record is from RefSeq and is a predicted model, not a curated record. Bases 1 to 351 code for a protein of 116 amino acids. Gene Ontology annotation, molecular function: ribonuclease P RNA binding. Gene Ontology annotation, cellular component: ribonuclease P complex. Gene Ontology annotation, biological process: tRNA 5'-leader removal.
AUGGUCCGUGAGAAGUAUCGCUAUAUUGUGCUUAAGAUUUCCACCCCUUCCAACCGGCCCCUCCUUAAUCUUUCUGCCAAACCUCUCUUACAUGCUAUUGAACGAGCAGCAGCAGCCAAUCUAAACGACUGGGACUACGCCUACACAAUUCCUCGCCUACAAGUAACUGAGUUCUGGCCUUAUUUGGGUCUCUGUAUUAUCAAAGUCCUUUUAGUGGGCAAAAACACUCUUUACCGCCUAGUUCCUUAUAUUUCAACUAUCAAUGAUCAAAGUUGUCAAAUUACGCCGCUUAAGUGCUCAGGAGCGAUUCGGAAGAGCAAGCAAUGGAUUCUUCAGAAUAAAUUUUCGUAG